Molecule: messenger RNA, 15904 nt
Organism: Oncorhynchus tshawytscha (Chinook salmon)
Lineage: Eukaryota; Metazoa; Chordata; Actinopteri; Salmoniformes; Salmonidae
Product: low-density lipoprotein receptor-related protein 1-like
Exons: 89
Coding region: 497-14233 (4578 amino acids)
Molecular function (GO): protein binding; calcium ion binding
Source: RefSeq, a predicted model, not a curated record
CUCAAUCUGCGUUACCACCAGCAACAGAGGUGGUGGGUUUGGGGAGAGAAAUUGCUAUUACUUUUUUUAUUUUCUGCUGUGGUUGUCAGAACUGUGUCGCCGGCUGUCACGGAGAACAAAGAAAAAGACACCCCUGUAUGGUUUGGGCACAUCAUAGGCGCCGUCUCUCCCGUUUCUUCUUCAUCUCUGCAUGCGUGUGCUGCAUCCCAGAAAGGCUAGCUAACAGAUAAUUCCAGCUACAUGGUAUCCAUGCAUCAAAGGAACCCGUAGCAUUCCCGGGGCUGGAGAAGCCUUGGCUUUAGCUCUGAUAGAGUACACAGUUUUUAUUCUCGUUGCGAGCACAAAGCCCUUGCAGCUCCGUUGCGCAUCGACAGAGCAUCGCCCAGGCACGGAAACAUUUCGCAGGCUGACUGGGAACUCUCGCUUGACAGGACCAAAAAGCGGUGGUGGAUGAGUUUUAUUUCGUUUAUCUUGUCUUUAUCUCUUUUAUGAAACAAUGUUUCGCGCCACAGCGAACACGCUGGCGGUUGGGUUGUUUUUCUUGGGAUUUUUGCACAGUUUGGAGGUAAUCGUUCCAGCCAGAGCCAUUGACGCCCCAAAGACGUGCAGUCCGAAGCAGUUUGUUUGUAAGGACCAGGUGACGUGCAUCUCCAAGGGCUGGCGCUGCGAUGGGGAGAAGGACUGCCCAGACGGCUCGGAUGAAUCGCUGGAUGUCUGUCCACACAGCCGUGUGUCGCGGUGCCCACCCAACGAGUACCAGUGUGGAGGGAUAGAGCUGUGUAUCCACAUGAGCAAACUAUGCAACGGAGUUCCGGACUGUACCGAUGGCUGGGACGAGGGGCCGCACUGCAGAGAAUUCGCUGCCAACUGCACUCUGUCGAGUUGCCAGGACAACUGUUCGGUGACUCCGUCGGGCACUGCGUGUUACUGUAAGAGUGGAUAUGAAAUAGGGCUGGACGGCAAAACAUGUAAAGAUUUUGACGAGUGCAGUGUGUACGGGACCUGCAGCCAGUCCUGUACCAACACAGAGGGCUCGUACACCUGCAGCUGUGUGGAGGGCUACCUGCCUCAGCCCGACAACCGCUCCUGCAAGGCCAAAAAUGUACCAGUAGAAAGGAACUCGGUGCUGCUGAUCGCCAACAGUCAGAACAUCCAGGCCACGUCUCUGAGCGGCACCACGAUCAGCCUGCUGUCCACCACCACCAAGCAGACCACCGCCAUGGACUUCCUCUACGCCCAGGAACAGGUCUGCUGGAUCCACGUUGGCGAUUCGUCGGCCUCCACCCACCUCAAGUGUGCCAAGAUCCCCAACCUCAAGAACUUCGCUGACGAGAGGGUCAUCAACAUCUCCCUCAGCCUGCACCAUGUGGAGCAGAUGGCUAUUGACUGGCUGACCGGAAACUUCUACUUUGUGGAUGACGUGGACGACCGGAUCUUUGUGUGUGACAAGGACGGUCAGACGUGUGUCACCCUGCUGGACCAGGAGCUGUACAACCCCAAGGGCAUCGCCCUGGACCCCACUAUGGGUAAAGUGUUCUUCACAGACUACGGUCAGAUCCCCAAGGUGGAACGUUGUGACAUGGAUGGUCAGAACCGGACUAAGCUGGUGGACAGUAAGAUUGUGUUCCCCCACGGUAUCACCCUGGACCUGGUCAGCAGGCUGGUCUACUGGGCUGAUGCAUACCUGGACUACAUAGAGGUGGUGGACUACGAAGGAAAGAACAGACACACCAUCAUACAGGGCCUGCUGAUUGAGCACCUGUAUGGUCUGACAGUGUUUGAGAACUACCUGUAUGCCACUAACUCGGACAACGCCAACAUGCAGCCUAAGACCAGUGUGAUCCGAGUGAACCGCUUCAACAGCUCUGACUACCAGGUGGUGACCCGCGUCGACAAGGGAGGAGCCCUGCACGUCUACCACCAGAGACGCCAGCCCCCAGUGCGUAGCCAUGCAUGUGAGCCAGAUCAGUUUGGGAAGGCGGGAGGCUGCUCUGAUAUUUGUCUGCUGGGGAACAGCCAUAAGACCCGCACCUGCCGCUGUCGCUCCGGCUUCAGCCUGGGGAGUGACGGGAAGUCCUGCAAGAAGCCGGAGCAUGAGCUGUUUCUGGUGUACGGUAAAGGUCGUCCAGGGGUCAUCAGAGGGAUGGACAUGAAUGCUAAGGUCCCAGAUGAGUACAUGAUCCCUAUAGAGAACCUGAUGAACCCCAGAGCCCUGGACUUCCACUCAGAGAGUGACUUCAUAUAUUUUGCCGACGCCACCAGCUACCUCAUCGGCCGCCAGAAGAUCGACGGUACAGAAAGGGACACCAUUCUGAAGGAAGGGAUCCAUACAGUCGAGGGUAUAGCGGUGGACUGGAUGGCUGAUAACCUGUACUGGACAGAUGAUGGGCCCAAGAAGACCAUCAGUGUGGCCAGGCUGGAGAAGGCUUCCCAGACUCGCAAGACUCUCAUCGAUGGCAAGAUGACCCACCCCCGCGCCAUCGUAGUGGAUCCCCUGCAUGGGUGGAUGUACUGGACUGACUGGGAGGAAGAUCCUAAGGAGAGUAAAAGAGGGAAGAUAGAGCGGGCCUGGAUGGAUGGUUCUAACAGGAACGUGUUCCUGACCAGUAAGACAGUCUUGUGGCCCAAUGGUCUGAGUCUGGACAUCCCACAGGGCAUUCUGUACUGGGUGGACGCAUACUAUGACCGCAUCGAGAUGGUCUACAUUAACAACACUGAACGCAAGACGGUAUAUGAGGGUCAGGAGUUGAACCACGCCUUUGGCCUGUGUCACUACAAACACUUCCUGUUCUGGAACGAGUACCGCAGCGGCAGCAUCUACAAACUGGACCAGGUCACCAGGACCGUCACCCUGCUCCGCAACGAACGGCCGCCCAUCUUCGAGAUCCGCAUGUAUGACGCCCAGCAGCAGCAAGGUUCUAAUGCAUGUCGUGUGAAUAACGGUGGCUGCAGUAGUCUGUGUCUGGCCAUCCCUGAUGGGAGACAGUGUGCCUGUGCAGAGGACCAGCUACUAGAUGACAAAGAUAACACCAGCUGUAAAGUCAACCCCACCUACAUCCCUCCUCCUCAGUGUCAGCCAGGGGAGUUUGCCUGUAAGAACAACCGCUGUAUCCAGGAGCGAUGGAAGUGUGACGGUGACAAUGACUGUCUGGACAACAGCGAUGAGGCCCCCGAGCUCUGCCACCAGCACACCUGUCCGACCGACAGGUUUAAGUGUCAGAACAACCGCUGUAUCCCUCUGCGCUGGCUGUGUGACGGAGACAACGACUGUGGCAAUGACGAGGAUGAGUCUAACACCACCUGCUCUGCACGCACCUGCCCCCCCAACCAGUACUCGUGUGCCAGCGGUCGCUGUAUCCCCAUCUCCUGGACAUGUGACCUGGACGAUGACUGUGGGGACCGCUCUGACGAGCCUGCGUCAUGUGCCUACCCCACCUGUUUCCCCCUCACCCAGUUCACCUGCAAUAACGGACGUUGCAUCAACAUCAACUGGCGCUGUGACAAUGAAAAGGAUUGUGGGGACGGCUCUGAUGAGUUGAAUUGUCCGAACCCGACCGAUAAUGAUUGUGGGGACAACAGUGACGAGGCAGGCUGCAGCCAUUCCUGCUCCAGCGCCCAGUUCAAGUGUAACAGCGGCCGCUGCAUCCCGGACUACUGGACCUGCGACGGGGACAACGACUGUGGAGACUACAGCGACGAGACUCACGCCAACUGCACCAAUCAGGCCACGCGUCCCCCUGGCGGAUGUCACACGGAUGAGUUCCAGUGUCGUAUGGACGGUCUGUGCAUCCCUAUGCGCUGGCGCUGCGACGGGGACACAGAUUGCAUGGACCUGAGCGAUGAGAAGAACUGCGAAGGUGUCACACACAUGUGUGACCCCGCCGUCAAGUUUGGUUGUAGAGACUCUGCCCGCUGUAUCAGUAAGGCCUGGGUGUGUGACGGGGACAGUGACUGUGAGGACAACUCAGACGAGGACAACUGUGAGGCGUUGGUGUGUAAGCUCUCCCACCAUGUGUGUGCCAACGACUCCACCAUCUGUCUGCCUGCUGAGAAGCUGUGUGACGGCACAGAUGACUGCCCCGACGGCUCUGACGAGAAACUCUGUGACCUGUGCUCGCUGGAUAACGGCGACUGCAGCCAUAACUGUACAGUAGCCCCCGGGGAGGGCGUGGUGUGUUCCUGCCCCCUGGGCAUGGAGCUGGACUCCAACAACAAGACCUGUCAGAUCCAGAGUUUCUGCGCCAAACACCUCAAGUGUAGCCAGCGCUGUGAGCAGGACAAGUUCAGUGUCAAGUGUUCCUGCUAUGAGGGUUGGGAGCUGGAGCCUGAUCAGGAGAACUGCAAGAGCACUGAUCCCUUCAAGCCCUUCAUCAUCUUCUCCAACCGCCAUGAGAUCCGACGUAUCGACCUGAACAAGGGAGAGUUCAGCGUGCUGGUGCCUGGCCUGAGGAACACCAUCGCCCUGGACUUCCACCUCGCCGAGAAUGCUCUCUACUGGACCGACGUGGUGGAGGACAAGAUCUACCGCGGCAAACUGUCCGAGAACGGAGCUCUGACUAGUUUUGACGUGGUGAUCCAGUAUGGCCUGGCCACUCCAGAGGGUCUGGCGGUGGACUGGAUAGCAGGGAACAUCUACUGGGUGGAGAGUAACCUGGACCAGAUAGAAGUGGCCAAGCUGGACGGAACCAUGAGGACCACUCUGCUGGCUGGGGAGGUGGAGCACCCUCGGGCCAUCGCCCUGGACCCCCGCUACGGGAUUCUGUUUUGGACGGACUGGGAUGCCAGUAUGCCAAGGAUCGAGGCAGCUUCCAUGAGUGGCGAGGGAAGGAGGACCAUCCAUAAGGAGACAGGAAAUGGGGGCUGGCCCAACGGACUCACUGUAGACUACCUGGAGCUACGCAUCCUGUGGAUCGACGCCAGGUCUGAUGCUAUUUACUCAGCCAAAUACGAUGGUUCUGGCCUGAUCGAGGUGCUGAGGGGACACGAAUACCUGUCACACCCAUUCGCAGUCACUAUGUACGGGGGAGAGGUUUACUGGACGGACUGGAGGACCAACACGCUGGCCAAGGCUAAUAAGUGGACCGGUAACAAUGUAACCGUGGUCCAGAGAACCAACACACAACCUUUUGACCUGCAGGUCUACCAUCCUUCCAGACAGCCCCAAGCUCCUAAUCCGUGUGCAGCUAACAAUGGCACAGGUCCCUGUUCUCACCUGUGUCUCAUCAACUACAACCAGACCUUCUCCUGUGCCUGCCCUCAUCUCAUGAAGCUGGGAGCCGACAAACACACUUGCUAUGAGUCCCGUCAGUUCCUGCUGUAUGCACGUCAGAUAGAGAUCAGGGGAGUGGACAUAGACAACCCCUACUAUAACUACAUCAUCUCCUUCACCGUGCCAGACAUAGACAACGUGACCGUGGUGGACUAUGAUGCCGUGGAGCACCGGAUCUACUGGUCAGACGUCCGAACCCAGACCAUCAAGAGAGCCUUCAUCAACGGCACCGGAGUGGAGACCGUGGUAUCUGCUGACCUGCCCAACGCCCAUGGUCUGGCAGUAGACUGGGUGUCUAGGAACCUGUUCUGGACUAGCUAUGAUGCCAAUAAGAAGCAGAUCAAUGUGGCCAGACUGGAUGGAUCAUUUAAGAACGCUGUCAUCCAGGGCCUGGAUAAACCUCACUGUCUGGUGCUGCACCCCAUACUGGGGAAGCUGUACUGGACAGAUGGAGACAACAUCAGCAUGGCAAACACAGACGGCAGCAACCGCAGUGUCCUCUUCACCAAUCAGAAAGGCCCAGUGGGUCUGUCCAUAGACUUUGACACAGAGCAGUUGUACUGGGUCAGCUCAGGGAACAGCACCAUCAGCCGCUGUAAGCUGGAUGGUUCGGGUCUGGAGGUUCUGGAGGGGGUCAAGGGCAAACUGACCAAGGCCACAGCUCUGGCCAUCAUGGGGGAGAAGCUAUGGUGGGCGGACCAGGGGACUGACCAGAUAGGAACCUGCGACAAGCGUGACGGCGGGAACUGGAAGGUCCUGAGAAACAGCACCUCAGCUAUGAUGCACUUGAAGAUCUACAACGAGACCGUGCAGAAAGGCACCAAUCUGUGCAGUAAUAGCAAUGGAGACUGUUCCCAGCUGUGCCUGCCCACCUCCCCCACCACACGAGCCUGUAUGUGUACCGCUGGAUACAGCCUCAGGAGUGGACAACAGUCCUGCGAGGGAGUGGGCUCCUUCCUGCUUUACUCUGUUCAUGAGGGCAUCCGUGGCAUUCCCCUGGAUCCCUCGGACAAGUCAGACGCUCUGGUGCCAGUGUCAGGCACCUCCCUGGCUGUGGGAAUAGACUUCCAUGCAGACAAUGAUACGAUCUACUGGGUGGACAUGGGCCUAAGCACCAUCAGCAGAGCUAAGAGAGACCAGACCUGGAGAGAAGAUGUGGUCACUAACGGCAUCGGCAGAGUGGAGGGCAUCGCUGUGGACUGGAUCGCUGGGAACAUCUACUGGACUGACCAGGGCUUUGAUGUGAUUGAGGUGGCCAGACUCAACGGCUCCUUCCGCUACGUGGUCAUCUCCCAGGGCCUGGACAAGCCCCGCGCCAUCACUGUCCACCCAGAAAAAGGGUACCUGUUCUGGACAGAGUGGGGUCAGUACCCACGGAUCGAGAGGUCUCGUCUGGACGGGUCUCAGAGAGCUGUACUAGUCAACGUCAGCAUCAGCUGGCCUAAUGGCAUCUCCAUAGACUACCGGGAGGGUCUUCUGUACUGGUGUGACGCUCGUACAGACAAGAUAGAGCGUAUCAACCUGGAGACUGGAGAGAACAGAGAGGUGGUGCUGGCUAACAACAACAUGGACAUGUUCUCUGUCUCUGUGUUUGAGAAAUACAUCUAUUGGAGUGACAGGACUCAUGCCAAUGGCUCCAUAAAGAGGGGCAGCAAAGACAACGCUACAGAUUCUGUGCCUCUGCGCACUGGCAUCGGAGUACAGCUCAAAGACAUCAAAGUGUUCAACCGGGCCAGGCAGCAAGGAACGAAUGUGUGUAAGGAUAACAACGGCGGCUGCCAGCAACUGUGUCUUUUCCGUGGCAACGCAGAACGUACAUGUGCCUGUGCUCACGGCAUGUUGGCCGAGGACGGACGGGGUUGCCGUGACUACGACGGCUACCUACUCUACUCAGAACGGACCAUUCUAAAGAGCGUUCACCUAUCGGAUGAAGAGAACCUAAACGCUCCUAUAAAACCAUUUGAGGAUCCUGAACACAUGAAGAACGUUAUAGCUCUGACGUUUGACUACCGUGGAGGAGGAGGGAAAGGAGCCAAUCGCAUCUUCUUUAGUGACAUUCACUUUGGAAACAUCCAGCAGAUCAAUGAUGAUGGCUCUGACCGCAAGACACUGGUGGAAAAUGUGGGUUCGGUAGAGGGCCUGGCGUACCACCGUGGCUGGGACACUUUGUACUGGACCAGCUAUACCACCUCCACUAUCACCCGCCACACGGUCAACCAGAGCCGCUGGGGUGCCUGGGACCGUGACACCGUGGUCAGCAUGUCUGGAGACGACCACCCCCGGGCCUUCGUACUGGACGAGUGUCAGGACCUGAUGUUCUGGACCAACUGGAAUGAACAGUCCCCCAGUAUCAUGCGUGCCACCCUGUCUGGUAACAAUGUACUGGUGAUCAUCGGCAGUGACAUCCGCACCCCCAACGGCCUGGCCAUAGACCACCGCGCUGAGAAACUCUAUUUCUCCGACGCCACCCUGGACAAGAUCGAACGUUGCGAGUACGAUGGCAGCCGCCGCUACGUGGUGUUGAAGAAUGAGCCAGUCCAUCCGUUUGGCCUGGCGGUGUAUGGAGACUACAUCUUCUGGACCGAUUGGGUCCGCAGGGCUGUCCUCAGGGCCGACAAGUAUGUGGGCGGAGACAUGAAACUCCUCAGAGCCGACAUCCCCCAGCAGCCAAUGGGCAUUGUCGCUGUGGCCAACGACACUAAUAGCUGCGAGUUCUCUCUGUGUCGGGUGAACAACGGAGGUUGUCAGGACCUGUGUCUUCUGACCUCAGAGGGCAGGGUCAACUGUACUUGCCGUGGCGAUGGCGAAAGGAAACUGCUGGAGGACAACACCUGCAUCGCCCUAAACACCACGUGCAGCAGUGUAGAUGAGUUUGAGUGUGGGAAUGGAGACUGUGUGAACUACACUCUGACCUGUGACGGCAUGGCCCACUGCAAGGACAAGUCAGACGAGAAACAGUCCUACUGCGCCAACCGGGUGUGUAAGAAGGGCUACAGGCGGUGUGUGAACGGCAGGUGUGUGGGACACAGCUCCUGGUGUAACGGACAGGACGAUUGUGGGGACAACUCAGACGAACUCUUCUGCAACACCACCUUGUGCACGGCAGAGCAGCUCCAGUGCAGAGACGGUGGCUGCACCACCAACUCCAGCAAGUGUAACCAGAUUGUAGACUGCGAGGACGCCAGCGACGAGAUGAACUGCUCUACUGACUGUUCCAGCUACUUCCGGCUGGGGGUGAAGGGUGUGACCUUCCAGAAGUGUGAGUUCACCAGCCUCUGCUACGCAUCCUCCUGGGUGUGUGACGGAGCCAAUGACUGUGGAGACUACUCCGACGAGAGGAACUGCCCAGACCGGAGGAAGACCAAGUGUCCUGCUUCAUUCUUUGCGUGUCCUAGUGGUCGCUGUAUCCCUAUGAGCUGGACCUGCGACAAGGAGAACGACUGUGAGAACGGAGCUGACGAGACACACUGUGAUAAGUUCUGCUCGGCCAGCCAGUUUGAAUGCGGCAACCACCGCUGUAUCCCCAACCGUUGGGUGUGUGACGGCGCUGACGACUGUGGUGAUGGGACUGACGAGGGCAGCAAGUGCAAGAAUAAGACGUGUAGUCCACAUGCCUUCCAGUGUCCUGGCUCUCAUGUGUGUGUUCCCCAGCACUGGAAGUGUGACGGGGACAAGGACUGUCCUGACGGAGUGGAUGAGAGUGUCAAGGCUGGAUGUGUGUUCAACAACACCUGUGAUGAGAAUGAGUUCAUGUGUCAGAACAAACAGUGCAUCCCCAAGCACUUUGUGUGUGAUCAUGACAAAGACUGCAGUGACGGCUCUGACGAGUCCCUGGAGUGUGAGUACCCUACGUGUGGAUCCAAUGAGUUCCGCUGUGCCAACGGGCGCUGCCUCAUCCAGAGCUCCUGGGAGUGUGACGGAGAGUUCGACUGUCACGACCGCUCUGAUGAAGCCCCCAAGAACCCCCACUGCAACGGCCCAGAGAAGAAAUGUAACGACACAGUGUACGCUUGCGGCAACGGGAACUGUGUCAACGAGACGCUGCUGUGUGACCGGAACGAUGACUGCGGUGACGGCACUGACGAGCUCAACUGCUUCAUCAAUGAGUGUCUGAACAGCAAGCUCAGCGGCUGCUCUCAGCUCUGUGAGGACCUCAAGAUAGGCUUCAAGUGCAGAUGCCACCCUGGCUUCCGUCUGAAGGAUGAUGGGAAGACGUGCGUGGACAUAGACGAGUGUACGACCAGCUACCCCUGCACGCAGCGCUGCAUCAACACCCACGGAUCCUUCCACUGUCUCUGUGUGGAGGGCUUCCAGCUCAGCCCCAGUGACCCCACUAUCUGCAAGUCCACCUCUGAGGAGGAGCCCUUCCUGAUCUUUGCCAACCGUUACUACCUAAGGAAACUCAACCUUGAUGGUUCCAACUACACCCUGCUCAAACAGGGCCUGAACAACGCGGUGGCGCUGGACUUUGACUAUAGACAGCAGAUGAUCUACUGGACAGACGUGACCACUCAGGGCAGCAUGAUCCGACGCAUGCACAUCAACGGCAGCGACGUACAGGUCCUUCACCGCACAUCUCUUAGCAACCCUGAUGGUCUGGCUGUUGAUUGGGUGGGAGGGAACCUGUACUGGUGUGACAAGGGGCGGGACACCAUCGAGGUGUCUAAGCUGACUGGGGCCUACCGGACAGUCCUGGUCAACACCGGUCUGAGGGAACCACGCGCUGUGGCGGUCGACGUACGAAACGGGUACCUGUACUGGUCAGACUGGGGUGACAACCCCCACAUAGGGAGGAUAGGGAUGGACGGCUCCAACAGGACUGUUAUUGUAGAGGACAGGAUCACCUGGCCCAAUGGCCUCACUCUGGACUUCAUCAACGACCGCAUCUACUGGGCUGAUGCCAGAGAGGACUACAUUGAGUUUGCCAGCCUGGACGGAACCAACCGACACACUGUGCUAAGCCAGGACAUCCCCCACAUCUUUGCCAUGACUCUGUUUGAGGAGUACAUCUACUGGACUGACUGGGAGACCAAGUCCAUCAACAGGUGUCACAAGACCCAGGGCACCAAUAAGACCAUGCUGAUCAGCACGCUCCACCGGCCCAUGGACGUCCACAUCUACCACCCUUACCGCCAGCCAGAGGGUAUGAUGGCCAACCACCCGUGUCAGACCAAUAACGGAGGAUGCAGUAACCUGUGCCUGCUGUCGCCUGGAGGGGGGUACAAGUGUGCCUGUCCUACUAACUUUUACCUGGCCAGUGACGGGAGACGGUGUAUGUCCAACUGCACCGCCAGCCAGUUUGUGUGCAAGAAUGACAAGUGCAUUCCGUUCUGGUGGAAGUGUGACACAGAGGAUGAUUGUGGGGACCGAUCAGACGAGCCUGCGGAAUGCCCUGAGUUCAAGUGCAGGCCCGGCCAGUUCCAGUGUGGUACAGGCAUCUGUACCAACCCAGCCUACAUCUGUGACGGAGACAACGACUGCCAGGACAACUCUGACGAGGCCAACUGUGACAUCCACGUGUGUCUGCCCAGUCAGUUUAAGUGUAGCCACCCCAGCCGCUGUAUCCCUGGGAUCUUCCGCUGUAACGGCCAGGACAACUGUGGAGAGGGAGAGGACGAGAAAGACUGCCCGGAGGUGACGUGUGCCCCUAACCAGUUCCAGUGUGCCAUCACCAAGCGCUGUAUCCCCCGUGUCUGGGUGUGUGACAGGGACAACGACUGUGUGGACGGAUCCGACGAGCCUGCCAACUGCACCCAGAUGACGUGUGGCGUGGAUGAGUUCCGCUGCAAGGACUCUGGUCGCUGCAUCCCGGCCCGGUGGAAGUGUGACGGAGAGGACGACUGUGGGGACGCAUCAGACGAACCCAAGGAGGAGUGUGAUGAAAGGACAUGUGAGCCGUACCAGUUCCGCUGUAAGAACAACCGUUGUGUCCCGGGUCGCUGGCAAUGUGACUAUGACAACGACUGUGGAGACAACUCCGAUGAGGACAAGUGUGUGCCUAGGCAGUGUUCAGAGAGUGAGUUUUCCUGUACCAACGGUCGCUGCAUCGCUGGGAGGUGGAAGUGUGAUGGAGACCAUGACUGUGCUGAUGGAUCAGACGAGAAUGGCUGUGAUGUGAAGUGUGACAGUGAUCAGUUCCAGUGUAAGAAUGGCCACUGUAUCCCCAUCCGCUGGCGCUGUGACGCCGACCCUGACUGUAUGGACAGCAGUGACGAGGAGAAGUGUGACAGCGGAGUGGGUAGACACUGCCCCCUGGAUGAGUUCCAGUGUAACAACACUCUGUGUAAGCCCCUGGCCUGGAAGUGUGACGGAGAGGACGACUGUGGAGACAACUCUGAUGAGAACCCAGAGGAGUGCACUAAAUUCCAGUGCCCACCCAGAAGACAGUUCCGCUGCCACAACGACCGCGUCUGCCUGCCGAUAGCCAGGCACUGUGACGGUGUUGAUAACUGCGGGGACAACAGUGAUGAGCUCAACUGCCAGACUCCUCCUACCACGCCAGUCUGUCAGAAGGAUGAGUUCCAGUGCUCCAACGGCCGCUGCAUCAGCUCCAACCUGCGCUGUGACUACUUUAACAACUGUGAGGACUACGGCUCUGACGAGAUCGGCUGCAACAAGAAAGACUCUUCCCUGAAUGACUGCCGCAAUAACAGGACAGUGUGUGGUGACGGUGAUGAGGCCCACUGUGUGGUGAACGGCACUGAGGCCUUCUGCUCCUGCAAACCUGGCUUCAAGACCACAGGCAACAACCGAUGUGAAGAUAAGAAUGAGUGUAAGCAGUUUGGAGUGUGUUCCCACAUCUGCAACAACACCAAGGGCUCCCACAAGUGCAGCUGCCACAAGUACUUCACCAGGAUCAACGACACCUGCAAGGUUGACGGCUUGAGACAGGUGCUCUACAUCGCCGACGACAACGAGAUCCGCAGCCUGGACCCUGGCAUGCCCAACUGGCGCUACGAGCAGACCUUCCAGGGCGACGCCAACGUGCGCAUCGAUGCCAUGGACCUGCACGUCAAGACCAACCGCAUCUACUGGACCAACUGGCACACGGGCAGAAUCUCUUCCUACGAGCUGCCAUCCUCAUCCUCGUCACCGAACGGCAACAACAACCGCCACCGUCGUCAGAGCGACUCCCGCGUCGCCAACCUGGAGAUCCCCGGUCUGAAGAUGCCCCGUGGCAUCGCCGUGGACUGGGUGGCAGGGAACAUCUAUUGGACGGACUCUGGUCGAGAUGUGAUCGAGGUGGCCCAGAUAUCAGGCCAACACCGCAAAACCCUCAUCUCCGGCAUGAUUGACGAGCCCUACGCCAUCGUAGUGGACCCCCAGAGAGGGACCAUGUACUGGGCUGACUGGGGAAACCACCCAAAGAUUGAGACUGCUGCCAUGGAUGGAACCAUGAGAGAGACACUGGUACAGGACAACAUCCAGUGGCCCACAGGCCUGGCUGUGGACUACUUUAACGAGCGUCUGUACUGGGCCGAUGCUAAGCUGUCAGUGAUUGGCAGUGUGAGGCUGAAUGGCAGCGACCCGGUGGUGGCUGUGACCAGCAUUAAGAACAAGCUCCACCACCCGUUCAGUAUUGAUGUGUUUGAGGACUACAUCUAUGGCGUCACCUACAUAAACAACUUUGUGUUCCGGGUCAACAAGUAUGGCAAAGGCCCCAUGGAGAACCUGACUACAGGAAUGAACCACGCCACGGACAUUGUACUCUACCACCGCAACAAACAGCCUGAGAUGACCAACCCAUGUGACAGGAAGAAGUGUGAGUGGUUGUGUCUGCUCAGCCCUAGUGGUCCAGUCUGUACCUGUCCCAACGGACGCACCCUGGACAACGGAACCUGUGUGGAGCUCCCUACUCCUACACUCUCCCCUAUCUCUCCUCCCAGUGGUACGUGUAAUGUCCAGUGUCUGAACGGAGGCAGUUGUUUCCUCAACGCCAGGAAGCAGCCCAAGUGUCGCUGCCAGCCCAACUUCGGAGGAGACAAGUGUGAGGUGGACCAGUGCAGGGACUACUGCCAGAAUGGAGGCACCUGCACGGCCUCUCCUACAGGCUCCCCUACGUGUCGCUGUCUGACAGGGUUCACUGGUCCUAACUGUAACCUCCAAACCUGUAAGAACUACUGUCAGAACGAAGGGAAUUGCACGGUCAGUGCUGGCAACCAGCCCACAUGCCGCUGCCCUGCUGACUUCCUGGGGGACCAGUGCCAGUACCGUAGCUGCGAGGGCCACUGUUUGAACAGGGGCACAUGUCUGCAAAGUACCAGCGGGGCGCGCCAGUGUCGCUGUCUGCCCCAGUACAGCGGCAGCACCUGUGAGGUGGACAAGUGUCACUACUGUCGCGACGGCAAGUGUAUCCCCACCAACUCCUUCCAGCCCACAGGAGAGGUCACCUGCGUCUGCACCAACGGUAGAGUCCAACCCAGCUGCUACACGUGUGAUGAGUACUGUGCUAAUGGCCAGUGCUCUGUCAACCAACACACACACCUACCAGAGUGCACGUGUUCUGCAGGCUGGGUGGGGCAUCGUUGUGAGGUGGUGGCCUCUAGUGUAGACUCCUCAGAGUCUGGUGGACGUACUGCCUCCAUAGUGGUCCUAAUGCUGCUACUGCUGUUGUUGAUUCUGUUGGUGGGAGGAGCGGUGUUCUGGUACAGAAAGAGGAUGAGGGGGACCAAGGGCUUCCAGCACCAGAGGAUGACCAACGGAGCCAUGAAUGUGGAGAUAGGAAACCCAGCAUACAAGAUCUACGAGGGCGAGCCAGACGACGAUGCCGGGGAGCUUCUAGACUCAGACUUCACACUGGACCCAGACAAGGUAACACACACGCCCACCAACUUCACCAACCCAGUGUAUGCCACCCUGUACAUGGGAGCCCACAAUAGCCGCAAUUCCCUGGCCAGCACGGAUGAGAAGAAGGAGCUUCUGUCACGGGGGGAUGAGGAGCCCCUGGUGGACCCGCUGGCAUAGAAUGUCCAUUAGCCUGGGGUGUACCAUUCCAAACACACCCCUCUUUUUGCCUUUUAAAGAAAAAAAUGAAGAAAAAAAAGCUAUUAAAAAGCCUGAACACUGUAUAAAAUGUACAAAAAUGAAGGACUACUUUUGUAUGUGAUUGCAGUAUUAUAUUUUGUUCUUUUACGAUUCCUCUGGUCAAAAAUUAACAAAAGCGUUUUCUAUAAGAUAUUUUUUAUUUACUUUUUGUCCCUUCCCCUUUACCUAAAUAGCCACUACCUCUGUGCAAAAUGAAAUGGAAAAAGAAAAUUAGAAGUUAAAACAUAAUCAUUGGACAAUUUUUAUUUUUGUAUGAAUUGUAUAGAGAAAAAAACAUUGUUCCAUGUCACCAGUGCCAACUCUGUUCAUGUUGACUUCGAGCGGGGGGAAGCUAACUCAAAGUUUUGUAAGUUGAUACCAAUGUUGUCUUGAUGACAGUUUUGUCUGCGGGAGUGCGAAAGACAGGAAUAAUAUAGCACGAUUUGUGUACAGCACGUGUAAAAUGUCAAAAUCGGAUGGCAACUUCAGUAUUUCCAUAUUAUUUUCUCAGAGAACAAUCUUCAUGAAAUUGUUUUCUUCCUUGCACAAAUGUAAUGUUUUACGGUGUAUAUACCGUAAGAUGUAACACAGGUCAAUAUAUGUUUGUUUCUAGCAUAUUCUAACGGUGUGUAGGGCUUGUGAUGAUAAAGUAGCCUAGUGUUGAAGCGACUGAGGAGUGACUGACUAAUCUCUGGUGAUGAUGUUGAAAAUGUGUUCAGCAUUCUAUGCUUGUGAAUGCUUCUAUGUGGUGGGAAGUGUGCCCAGUGGCCAUAUCACAGCACGUCAGAGCAUUCUAAUGAAGGGAUGGACAAGAGAACCUGUGACAGUGUGACACCUUUACUGAGAAGAACGUCACCCGUUGGUCUGCACCCCUUCAGUGGACUGUGGUGCCAGAGGCAGAGAAAAGAGAUGGGGAAAACAUUUGGUCUGUUUUUUUUCCCCUGCAGCAUUUCUUUAUUUGGUUUCUGGCCUAGAGACUGGCUGUCUGUCAGACUGUACAGAUGAAUCCUUCUAACCUUGAGAUCUGUGCUUUUAUGGUUUUGGAACAGAUCCCUCUGAAGUGCAUUCAUUCCUUUCUCUUGCAUAGCUUGCAUAGCAUUUCCCUCUGUUUUUCCUUUAGCCAUUCCUGAUCAUCUCUUGGUCUCCUGUACCCUGUUGCUGGCGCUGCCAUUUUGGUCGCUCCGAUGUGUCUUUAAGCUCGGCCGCUGUCCCAAAAUGCUGUUUCUGUCAGGUGAUCAGCAAUAUUUUAAUGCAUGUGAAAAAACACAUUCAAGUAACUAGAAUAACAAAUCCUUAUUUUGCUUAACUGUCAGCAAGUGUAAGUUUUGAUUUAUGCUGUCGCAUUUUUUCUUUUUCUUUUAAAAGGAGAGAAGUACAAUCAUUUUACUUAAAGAACAUUUUUGCAAAAUCAUAAAUGCAUUUUGGGAUUUAAGUUGUUUUUGAUUAAUCCUUGUUUUAUAAUGAAAAAUUACACUUUUAUAGUACAAAAUGCAUGGAGGUUCAAACUUUCUUCUGGAAAGAAAAUAAAAAUAAUGUUAACAUUUUUGCUGGAGUACUUUACAGAAUAAAUAAGAUUGUUAUAAAUAAAAUUAAGAACUGUACAGAAAACAA